UCGACGCUUGAUGCGUUCAGUUUCAGUAGGUGUAUCAUCGCCGGGCUUGGCAGCUAAGUCGCGUUUGAUCGUCGUGUCAGCAGCAGCGAAUGUCGGCCGAGAGAGCGAGCGAGUAAAGUGUGCGCGUUGUAAGUUCAGCCUCUCACCUCGAGGAGCGGUCAAUCUCGUCGUCGUGAGCGGGCGAGCCGAGCGAUUACAUCUCCGCCAACCUGCAGGCUCUGUCGACAAAAUAAUAACAGCCUCGUCCUCGUCGCCUCGGUACGGUCUAUUGCCGACGAGAAAAUAAAAUGGAGAACCGACCGGCGCCUCUACGUUCGAGGCGGGUUUGCAGAUUUUGCCUGACCGAGGCAGAGCCGCUCACCUACAUCUACGACCGCGAGCAGAGCCGGCCCUUCCAGGUGCCGCUUAGCCUGCAAAUCAUGUCCUGCGUCGCCAUCGAGGUUUAUUCUGCUGAUGGGAUGCCUCAAAUGAUCUGUCAAAAUUGUCGCUGGAAUUUAGAUAGAUGUUACAAAUUCAAGCAACAAUGCAAAAAAGCUGAUGAAGCUCUACGUGCCUAUCCAGUUUCAGGAGUGCUUCCAAGACCAUUCCCACCUAUAACUAUUGAGCAACCAGAGCCAACAACAAAACGUAAUUUGGAUACCAGACCUGUUAAUGAACCAAUCAAAAAACCACGAUUAGACAAUGGUGAAAAUGAGCGAAGGAAUGCAGCUCAUGCUGGCCAGCGAGAACAACGAGAACAACGAGAACAGCAAGUCCGCUCAGAGAAGCAACAGCGUGACAAGGAACGCGAGUUAUACGACGAGGACCAAGAUGCCGGCAGUGAAGGUGAUCAUGAGUCAAAUGACAAUAAGAACGAUUCGAGUCUUGAACCCGGUGAGAUCCGUGUGCACGCUUGUACUCAAUGCGAACGUACUUUCCCAUUGCUGCAAUCUCUGCAAUUGCACAUCCAGCGAGCUCAUCGAGAUCGUGACUACAAAUGUACGGAGUGUGACCGUAUGUUCUUUUCAAAAUAUGACUUGCAAAAGCACAUGACUACACAUUCGGAGGAGAAGCCUUAUUCCUGCCAGAUCUGUCAAAAACAGUUCUCGCGUGCCAACUUGCUGCAGCGUCACGAGAAGACUCAUCGAGAAGAGUUGAGAUACGGAUGUCCUCAGUGCGAUCGUGAAUUCUUCAGCCCAGAGGAGCUGGAAAAACACGAGGAGGCAGUGCACAAAACAGUCAAGCCCUUCCAAUGUAACAUCUGCGGUAAACGCUUUACGUACAAGCAAGGACUCGAACGCCACGAGAUGUUGCACAACGAGGACAAGUCGUUUGUCUGCGAGUACUGCAAAGAAGCCUUCCGCACGAGUACCAAGCUCGCUCGUCAUCUUAGCACUCAUGCUGGUCAUCGGCCGUUCCUCUGUAAAUUAUGUCCCCGUAGCUUCCUCUUGUCUCAUCAUUUAACGCGUCACAUGCGCAGCCACUCUGUUGAGAAACGCCAUCAGUGCGAGGACUGCGGUAAGGCAUUUAAACGUAAAGAGAGCCUCGAUGUUCAUCAACUGACUCACGUGAAGCGUCCGGGCAUGGGUUUGACGUGUGAUGUGUGCAAUGAGUCAUGUCGUAAUAGAGCUGAUUAUGUUACGCACAUCAAACAGCAUAUCGAAGCCGGUGAGAAGAUGGGUCCAGAUGGUAUACCUCCAGAGAACAAAGACAAACUAGGAGAUAUCACAGAGAGUGAGGAGGAAGAAGAUGAGGAGGAAGAAGAUCAGUACUCGGAUGACGAUUACGAACCACCGCAAUCGUACUUUAUGUCCGCCAAGAAGCGCCAGAGUAUCCCUAGAAGAGAUAGCGAGGAGGAGGAUCUUGAAAGAGAAGACAAAAAAGAGCAGGUGGUUUACGUGAGAAAUAAGGAUGGUAAUGUUGUUAGAAAAACAAUAAAGACUUUGAUGCCCGUCACUCGUCAACAAGAGGCUAAGGCGACUACUGCUCAGAUUUCCAAUGCCAAGCAGCUUAAAGAGGAAACGACACAGAAAAUUGGUAGAGUUGAUGAGACUGAGGCACAAGUACAAAAGAUCGUCGCCUCCGUGUUCAAAGAGCACAAGAUUCCACUUAAAGAACAAGGUAAGGAAUCUCCACAUACUGCUACAAGGCAAAGUCCUCAAGUGGCACCUAGUAUCAUCAAAGAAGAGAAGAUAGAACCAUCCGUAAACAUUCCUCCUCAAAAGAACGUAAAGGUUAUCAAACGGGUUAUUGUACGUAAACCAGCGGGAAGCGUUGAUGCACAGUCCGUCUCUACUCCUCUAAAGGAAAUCGUUCGUGAAGUUACAACUUCUCAACAACAGUCUCAACCUACUCCGUCUACAUCUGGCGGUCCUAAAGUGACCAAGAGAGUAAUAGUGCGCAGGAUCAUUCGCCAGGGUGACACAACGCGUGAAGUCAUCAUGAAUCCCGACGGUACUCUCAUUGAUCCAGCAGAGUUGGCCAAACUUCCUACCGGAAACGUCGUGAAGCGCGUAGUCGUGAAGAAACCUCUCGAUAAAGGGCAGAAUAUUGAGGCAAUGCUGCAAGCAGCCGAUGCAAAGAGUCUUCUCCAGAUGGCAGAGAGUGGCGAAGAGAUUAUAAAAGCAAGCUCAAUGUCUAAGCCUGCAACUCAAGUGCGACGAGUUGAGAUCGUUUCACCGGCACCCGAUCGCGAGACGCAGCAGAAACUUGAAUUAUUGGAGAAGCGGGUUGAGCAGCAACGUUUAAAAAUCGAGGAAUUGCAAGCUCGCAAACAACAGGAGUACGAGCCGUGCGAUGAAAUGCUUCCAGAGCGUCAUGACGAAUCCGAAGAUGAGCAGCAGUUGCCACUCAAACGUGUCUUCGUUAAACGUAAGCAAAGCAUUUACGAUGAGGUCAGAGACUACAACGACGAAUCAUGUGGUAAAGAAAAAGAUGAAGAGCAGAAGCAAUCUUCAACUAUCGUUGUCACUGCUUCGAGUCUCGAAGCAAUGGAUCAAAUUGAGAGAGCCGAAGAUCAUACCAACUCAAUAGAAAACGCUAAAAUCAUUAUCAUUAAACCUGAAGAAAACCAGCCCGAUGUUGAUGAGAUGAGCAGAGAACUGUGUAACAUCCUUGAGUCAACUGAAACCGUAGUAAAAAUGCAUGAGAAUGUUCUUAAUAAUCUCACGCAAAUUACAUCUACUAAUGAGCAAGCUGAACGUCACACUGUGGAGGAAACUGUUGCCGAGGAGACUAAUAAUGGAAAUAUGGAAGUACAAGUUACUGAUGCUACUGAGCAACAUAUGGAGACAGAAGAAGUUGGCGAGGAACAAGUUCAUGAACAAGACGUAGAAGAAAUGAAUGAACAAGAAAACGCUACUGUGAAGAUUGAAGCUGAGCCCGAUCAAGAUAGCACGAAACUGAACUUCGAGCACGAGCAUAAUCAAGAAGUCGAUGAGGACGAAAUAGACGUGGAGAGGACGGAAUCAGGACUUUCUGCUUUGAGUACACAAGUGCUUACUGAGACAAACGACAUGUUCGAGGCGUCCGAUUCUACGAUGGAAGUUGAAAAAUCAUCUCAUGAGCAGCAAAACCUCGAUGAAUCUGUAAUCGAGUUGUCUACUACGAAUGAGACUAUUAAUAUUAACGAGACAGCAGAUCAAUCCAGUAGAGAUAGCCUCGAGGACAAACUAUCGCAGAUGGAAGGUUGAUUAUUUCGAGGUAUAUUUAAUAGUACAUUUCACUACUAAUGCAAGAAAGUGAUUUAACCCUCGCGCGGACAUUUGCGCCCAAGCGAAGCCAGGGUGAAGGAACCACACGAGAGUCAAAUUACUUUGUCGCUCAUGUAUCUAACUUUAUUUUUCAAUACGACUUGCGCGAGACGAGAUUGGAAAAACACUAACUUUUCCAAACAUGUGUAAAUCGAGUUCUUGAGCACGGAAUGUCUAAAACAAUUUUCAUGUAAUAUAACCACAAUGAAUCAUCUGGUGCGCAGAUUCGCUUCCUCACAAAUGAUACUUUGUCCUCAUAUUUUUAUGCUUGUCACUUUACGAUUUUGAACUACAACUAUUGUUUCCCGUACAAUCUUUUUUUAUCUUCAGUCUAUAAACAGAUUCCAGUAAUUCAAUGUCGUAAAGUACUCGUUAACACGAAUAACAAUAAAUGAUGAAGUUAUCAUUUGGCGCUCUUUACUUUACAGUAUACGAUUGUACUAGCAAGAAUUUAAAAAUGCAUGACUAACGAACGUAAUGUCAUUUUUAUUCCUCUGUGAAUUCUUGCCACUGCCAGUCUCUUGUGAAGUCUGCUUGCCAAAGGCUUUCAUGUAAUGAAAUGAAUUUAAUUACAAUUGUAUAUUUUGAUCAGUAGCUCGCAUUCCAGAAAUAUUUUUACUGGUUUGUGUAAAAAAUUCUCUUUUAUUUAAAAAUAGAUAAGAUCUUUUUCAACUUAACAUGUAAGCAACGUAUGGAUUUAUUCGUAUAUAUGUUUGAUACUGACUAAUCACAAAUGAUGGGAUCGAUUAUAGAAUUGUAAUGAAAUAUUUGAUUCGGCAACAUUUUAUAUACAUUUAUCGUUUGUAUACUGACGUUAUUACAAAAAUUUUUUUGUUAAUAAGCACUUAUAAUUUUGAUUUGUAAAAAGCUACGUAAAAGCUAUGUAUUUCUUCAAUUUUGAAUGACAUUGUGUGAGUGAAUUUAACUGAUUCGUGUAAAACAAAUGCAAAAUAUUGGGAACAAAUAUGAAAAAUAAGAUCUUGAAAGUAAUUGAGGUGUACAAUUGCUAAAUCGUAUUUCUCCUUAUAAUCGGCGCUCGUACGCAUCUUUGAAAAUACGAUAUUCUUUGAUGUGAUUGAGAUAAAUUUAUCUCAAUAACUACUACUUUGAAUAUGUCAGAUUUUAUUAGAUUAAUUUAAACUAAAAUGUAGAUGGGCCGCGCGAAUAAUGUAUAUGCAUUUUUUAAUGUUAUAGCAGAACAAGGAUGAUUGUAUGUAGAAUGAACAGUAAUCGAAAGGCGUCACUUUUAAUUUUUAUUAGAUAUUGUAUAAAUGAAUAGAAUUUUUUUUUCAAUAGAAGAAUAGAAUGGUAAUUAAUGGAAAACUAAAAAGAAAUUAUAAAAUUGAACGAUAAUUAUUGUACAUUAUGACCCUUUUCG
Phymastichus coffea is the source of this 5109-nucleotide messenger RNA. RefSeq lists its product as uncharacterized. Gene Ontology annotation, cellular component: nucleus. Gene Ontology annotation, biological process: regulation of DNA-templated transcription. The record is from RefSeq and is a predicted model, not a curated record. The coding region runs from base 288 to 3671 and encodes 1127 amino acids. The transcript is spliced from 6 exons. NCBI's taxonomy places the organism in Eukaryota, Metazoa, Arthropoda, Insecta, Hymenoptera, Eulophidae. Gene Ontology annotation, molecular function: zinc ion binding; RNA polymerase II cis-regulatory region sequence-specific DNA binding; DNA-binding transcription factor activity, RNA polymerase II-specific.